Molecule: messenger RNA, 1395 nt
Organism: Mesocestoides corti
Lineage: Eukaryota; Metazoa; Platyhelminthes; Cestoda; Cyclophyllidea; Mesocestoididae
Source: the annotation of a GenBank genome assembly
AUGGUUGACGUUGACUACAAACGGGAACUCAGCUCCAGACGAGACCAAGUUGAGGAUAUCUUCGAUUUUGAGGGCUGCAAGGUGGGCCGAGGAACAUACGGUAGUGUAUUUAAAGCAAAGCGAAAAGGCGGCAACGAUAAUCGUGAGUAUGCACUGAAACAGAUAGAAGGCACUGGUCUCUCAAUGUCCUCCUGUCGGGAGAUCGCACUGCUCCGAGAACUUAAACACCGCAAUGUGAUGACACUUCACCGCGUCUUUCUAAACCACAGUAAUCGAAAGAUUUGGCUUCUUUUCGACUACGCGGAAUACGACCUCUGGCACAUCAUCAAGUCCCAUCGCACUUCGAAGGUCAAUAAAACUACCUUUACGGUUUAUCCGAACAUGGUUAAAAGUCUCAUGUACCAGAUUCUCAACGGGUUGGAUUAUCUCCACAGCAAUUGGGUGCUUCAUCGAGAUUUGAAACCGGCGAACAUUGUCGUAAUGGGUGAGGGCAACGAACGCGGGCGAGUCAAAAUCGGUGACCUCGGAUUUUCUCGACUGUUCUGCCAACCUUUGAAGCCCCUCGCUGACCUUGACCCCGUUGUGGUGACCUUUUGGUAUCGGGCUCCGGAAUUGCUGUUGGGCGCGCGUCAUUACACCAAAGCCAUCGACAUCUGGGCGAUUGGGUGCAUCUUCGCGGAAUUGCUCACCUACGAGCCGAUUUUUCAUUGUCGUCAGGAGGACAUCAAAACCAGCACGCCCUACCACAAGGAGCAGUUGGAACGCAUAUUCCGAGUCAUGGGAUAUCCGUCAGACGAGGCCUGGCCGGACAUGCGCAAGAUGCCUGACUAUCCCCAGUUGAUGCGGGAUUCCAUCAAUAAGAAGACCUACGGCAAGUACUACCUAGAAGCAUAUCUCGAGGACAAGAAAGUCACCAUGGGAAAAUACGAGAUCUCACUGCUACAAUCGUUGCUCACAAUGGAUCCACUUCGACGGCCGUCGGCUGCCGAAGCGAUGAACCAUGAUUACUUCAAAGUCGGAGAAAAACCCAACGACGAUGUGUUUGGUGGAUUGCCGAUACCCUACCCGAAACGCGAGUUCAUAACGGAUGAUGACGCGGAGGAUGGCAAGCAGCAGCAACAGGGCGCCUAUGCUGGGGACAAGAAUCACAAGCAGGCAGGGAUUGGCGUCGCCGGACAGCAGCCGCAACAGCAGAAGCCCCCACAACAACCCGCGCCACAGCCACCUCCACAAGCGGCUGGAAUGCAUACGGUCCAGCACUACCCCACGUCGAUGCACCAGCAGAUUCCACCGCCGCCGCAGGCCAACAUCGUCGUGACAGCGGCCUCCGGCCAACCACCACAGGUUGUACAUCUCGACACCGAGUAUAGCCUCUUCUGCUUGACAGCUGCUUAG